Messenger RNA from Thalassophryne amazonica, 2210 nucleotides. RefSeq names its product protein phosphatase 1 regulatory subunit 3C-B-like. Gene Ontology annotation, biological process: regulation of glycogen biosynthetic process. Lineage: Eukaryota; Metazoa; Chordata; Actinopteri; Batrachoidiformes; Batrachoididae. The coding region runs from base 171 to 1127 and encodes 318 amino acids. The record is from RefSeq and is a predicted model, not a curated record. Gene Ontology annotation, molecular function: protein phosphatase 1 binding; glycogen binding. The transcript is spliced from 3 exons. Gene Ontology annotation, cellular component: protein phosphatase type 1 complex.
UUUUUUUUUAAUGAGGAAAUGUGAAAGGAAAAAGAAAAGUUAAGAUCUCGGCGAUUAUUUUCUACUUGAAUCUUCUUGGGUUGUCCAGUUCGGUUCUUGUGAACCCUGUUGGCGUCCAGUUUGGUUCUUCUCAGCUUCGGCAGCUUUGUCUGAGUACUUCAACUUUCAUCAUGCCAGUGGACAUGAUGAGAAUCUGCCUCACCAGCUCUCCACCUCUGUGCCCUUUCCUCAACAACUGUGGCAACCGCCAGUCUUCUUCGGCAACUGUGCUGUUGCCACAUCGACCCUGUUUGGUUUCUGCACACUGCAGCAACACAAACAGCAGCAACUUUGCCACACCCAGCACAGCUUCAGCAACAACGACUGCAGAGAGCGGCAGAAGCCAAACAUGGUUACAGACGAAGAAGACUGUGGUGUUUGCGGACUCUCGAGGUCUAGCACUGACCGCUGUCCAUGUCUUCGAUAAAUCUGAUGAUGAUCCGCUGACAGAACUGCAGUUCCAGUUGAGUGAAGAAGAUGGAAUGGCAGCCAGACUUCUUUUGGGAGACAUCACGGACGCUGGUGGUUCAGACAUAGUUCUGGACUUCAUCCAACCAGGUGUGGACUAUCUGGAACUGAGGAACCGACUCAAAACCCAGCAAGUCUGUUUGGACACCUGUUCCGUCCAGGAGCGCCUGCUCUCUGGCACUGUGCAGGUUCAAAAUCUAUGUUUUGAGAAGUUGGUCUCCGUUAGAAUCACCUUUGAUUCGUGGCACACAUUCCAAGAUUUUCCUUGUCAGUACCUGAACAAGGUCUACGGUUGUCCUGAUAUUGACAUCUUCACCUUCUCCAUUGCGUUGCCGGCGGUCUUGAAGCUGCCAGAUGAGAUGGAGUUCUGCAUUCAAUACCAGACUGAAGAUAAGACUUACUGGGACAACAACUGCGGGAAUAAUUACCGGCUGACGGUGGUGUAUCCAAGCGCCAGGGGCAACUCGGAUGCUGCAGGGGUGGAGAGCCACAAACGCUGUGAGGCAUCCAAAAUGCAGGAAAUGGUGUUUGAUCACUUUGGAAGCCCAAGAACAUCAGUGGGUAUAUUCCCUGUGUGGCAGAGCUGGGGUCAACUAGAGACUGGUGCCCUCUACUGGUGAAGAAAGCACAGGAAUUUUUUGGUGGCACACUAACGGGCUAUUUUGGGGCUGAAGUCACAGUAUCAUUGCAUAAUCCCUAAAAUUCCUCUGUGUUGCUAUUUCUUUCCUCCUCACAGUUCAUUUGCAUUUUUGAAUGACUGCACCACCUGACCACAACAUCAGAGAUGAGCUUGACCAAUCCAGUCUCCAUUGAGUUUGCAUAGUUCCUGUUCUCUUGUUUGACCACACCCUGGAAUUCCAGUCUAGUUCUGUGGGCUGAGUCCUAAAGAUGGGUGCUAAUUCUUAGUGAGAUAAUCUGGCAUUUGGUCCCAUGGAGCAAGAACACUAUUUCAGCAAAUUUUGGGCAUCUCUGAACUUUUAAAUGGUCAAAGGGAUUUGUAAGGACUGUGUUUGAUUGAGAAACUGGAUGCUUGUAUGAAGACUGUGACAUGCUCAAAUAUGAGAUAAGUGUCGGAUUCUUCUUCCACCUCUGCUCAUUUUUGCAACAAUCAAGAAUUUUCAAACUUUACAGAAUUUCUUUGAUGUCAUGAGGAUUUCAGAGAACUGUCUUCAAGCUUUACAAGGAUGAAAAGGCUCUGAAGUCUUCAGGAAAACUGAACUUGGCUUCAUUGGUGGUGUUGCUGAUGUUGUUAAUAAAACUGUACAUUUUGCUUCAUAAUAUUUAAAAAAGCAUUGGAGCAUUUCAUUAGAUUCAGUGAGUUUUAAAAAUGUUACGCUGAGGACAACUUCGGUGUUUUUGUUCCUGAGCUCUUUGGGUCUUUUUUUUUCUUCUUCUACUUUAUGGUCAUUUUGUUUUAUGUUUCAUGAUAUUCCUGAAAUAAGACCAGUGCCAUGCGCCACAGUGUCUGUUAAACCUUCAGUAUGCAGAGAAAGAAGACUUCUCAAUAUAAGAGACUAAUUUGUAUUUUAUUGAAUUAAAAGAGGAAAGUAUGAAUCCUUGUCUUAAGCUGUACUGUGCACUAAACUAUGCAUUCCAGGGACAUUAUUUAUGAAAGCAUUCAGAGCCGGUCCCGUUGGAUUUUUAAGUUUUUUUUGUUUAAGUAUGUUUGUGUUUCACAACUGAGAAUCAAUAAAGAGUUAAAA